AUGGCUUUGCUGAGGAGCAUCAAGUCGCCGGCAACGACGAAGACACCUCCCAGUACUGAGAGGGCAAAGGCCAAGGCCAAAAGUGCACCCAAGCCGAAAGCAUCGAGUGCAAAGUCCCGGAAGUCAAAGUCCGAGUCUAAGGGGAAGGCAAAGCCUGACUCUACUGACCAUGUGCCAGGUCAUAGAUCUCUAUCCUUUGCUUCUCCCAAGUCCAAGGGCGGCAUCAGUGCCACCCUCAAGUUGCACGCACUUGUGACCCCACAGUCCAAGACCCAUGGUGUUGUUUCCUACCUGCGAACACCCUCAGGUUCUGGAUCCGACCAAAGCUCCGACGAAGUGGACAAAGACCUGUUCAGGAGCUUUGCCAAAGGGACGUAUCAGAAGAAUGCAAGUCGCAACUUGUACCGGCUCAUUUCCCGCAAAGGCCACACCAUCCCAAUCGACAUCAAAGCAGUGGUGGUGCCUGUCAAAAUUGCCAGCCGGAAGGUGCUUCAGAAGCCUUGGCCGGUUUUGCAGCUUUCGGAUUGGGUCAAGGCAUGCUUUGAGCACUAUGGUGGUAUGUUGAAGAUGUUCCCCAAAGGCCUCGGCAAGGGUUUCGAUGCCUCUUUGCUGGGAAAGUGGCUUGCGGAGUUGCUGCCCACUAUCUCCCCUGACAGUGUCCCAGAGAAUUGCCGAGAUAUCCUGAAGGUCCUGACCUGGGGGAUGUCUUCAGCAAACAAGUUUUUCCACUCGAUAUAUAACGGAAAGCUGUGGCUCAGUGCACCCGAAGCCAGUGAAGCAGUUGUGAAUGGGUGGCAAAUGAUGGAGAGCUACGGGGGUUGUGCCAGACUAAGUGCAAUUAAUGGUUGGAAUCUGUGGUAUUUGCGUCCAAAGGCGCAUAUGAUCUGUCACCUCAUGUGCCAUGCCUGA
This is a messenger RNA of Durusdinium trenchii, 909 nucleotides long. NCBI's taxonomy places the organism in Eukaryota, Dinophyceae, Suessiales, Symbiodiniaceae. The record is from the annotation of a GenBank genome assembly.